Molecule: messenger RNA, 642 nt
Organism: Drosophila willistoni
Lineage: Eukaryota; Metazoa; Arthropoda; Insecta; Diptera; Drosophilidae
Gene: Ak6
Product: adenylate kinase isoenzyme 6 homolog
Exons: 2
Coding region: 54-566 (170 amino acids)
Cellular component (GO): nucleus; cytoplasm
Molecular function (GO): AMP kinase activity; ATP hydrolysis activity; ATP binding
Source: RefSeq, a predicted model, not a curated record
ACAUGUUGGAUUGGUGCUGCCACAUUUAUUAAAAGAAAACAACACUUAGUAAAAUGUCGCAGCCAAAUAUAUUAAUAACCGGUACUCCAGGAGUCGGAAAAUCAUACCUAUGCGAAAAGCUAUCCAAAAAACAUGAUUUCAAUUGGAUCGACUGUUCAAAAAUCGCCAAGGACAUGGAUUUCGUUGAAGAGUACGACGCAGAAUACAACUGCCCGAUUUUAGAUGAAGACAAGCUGAUGGAUUACCUAGAACCAGUGAUGGCCAAGGGUGGCAAUAUAGUGGAGUAUCAUGGAUGUGAUUUUUUCCCCGAACGUUGGUUUCACGGCGUCUUCGUUGUAACCUGUUCCAAUACAAUUCUUUAUGAUCGUUUGAAGGCCCGCAAUUAUGACGAGAAGAAACUAAAAUCGAAUAUUGAAUGUGAAAUAUUUGGCACUGUAUUAGGAGAAGCCCGUGAUUCAUAUAAAGCAGAUAUCAUAUUCCAGUUAAAUGGAGAAACGAGGGCAGACGCCGAAAAGAGUUUAGACAUGAUAGAGAAUUGGUAUAGCAUUUGGAAAUUAAGAAAGUAAGAGAACAACAUUCCAAAAAAUGCUUGCCAGUUACUUGUAACUUAUGAAUAAAAUCAAUGUAUGUACUUAAAAAGUA